CGGGAGUCAAAUCGUUUCAAGGGUAACAAAUUGUUAUUUUAUUAAAAGGUUGUCCCCCUCUAGCUAAUAGACUAUACCGCUUGACCGACGGAGCCAUAUAGAGGACUACAUGUAAUCGGUUCAUUCGCUCGCGGGCCACGAGAUCGAGAGCGGCCGUCAUUGAUGAGGGUGAUGAUGGAGGCUUCAGGAAGCGUGGCGUGGAAUUUGCUUCCAGACGACGCACACAGUCUCCAUCAGAAGUGGAUGGAAACUCGUGGAAGACAGCGACCACAACACAACUUUCAAAAUUCACAGCAUUGGUCUCUGCAUGCAUAAGAGAGAGCAAGAAUAAAUCUAUCUAGUAUACUAGUGCUAGUAUAGCUAGCUGUAGAGAAUGAAGGACAACAAGACUGACUCCACUAGUGGUGGUGCGAGUGGAGGACCCAAGAAAGGCAGCAGAAGAGGCACCAAGCGAGAUUCAGUUCAUUUGUCUUCUACUGCAGCUGGUGCUGCUGCUAGUAGCAAUGCUGGUGCUGCUGGCAAUGCUUCUGGAGGAGCAAUGGCAGGUGGAAGUGGUGUUACUAGCAAUGGUACUAGUAUAGUAAGUACAGGCUUAAGUUCUCCAGUUGGAGUUGUGAGUACAAGCACUAGUGGUAGUGGUACUAGCCAUGCAAGUGUCAGUGUUGGUACUUUGGGUACGAGUGGUGCGACUCCAGCGAUGGAUCAACACCCGUAUCCCCGAGGUUCCGUAAUUGAAGUUUUGUACAUUCCAGCCACAGCAGUAGGAAAAACUACGGCGUCCAUUCAAGCCGCUCGAAUGAACGGAGAUCAGUGGUAUUGGUCAGACGACAGUAGUCUCUGUACCACCACUAGUAACUCCAGUAACAAUACAGAAACCAAUACCAACACCAAUACCAAUAGUAUUCAAGUGCCAUCCAUGGAUCAACCACAAGCCACCAAAAAACAAACCAGGCCAACUCCCAAACAAAAAGAAAUCAUCCAAAUUCUACCCACUCAAGUCAAAAAGAGAGGAAGACCUGCCAAAAAGAAAAAACAAGUCACAAAAAAAGAAAAGGAGAAGGAGAAAGAAAAGGAAAAGGAAGAGAAAAAAGAAAAGUCUAAACAAACCACUCCCACACCACCUACAAGUUCUCAGACAGGUCAACACCCCCAUCAGCAUCCCCACCAUCAUCACCACCAACAUCAAAAUGCUGCUUCAGUCCGACUUUGUGACAUUAUUGAUAGAGUUCCUGUCAACAAUAACUCCAACACAGCAAUCACAAUCACCACUACAACUGGCAGCAAGAAAAAUGACAAUUCCAACGCACCACAACAACAAACGGAAUGGCGCUAUUACGUACACUACCGAGACUUUAAUCGCAGAAUGGACGAAUGGAUUGGAAAAGAUCGCAUUGUGUCUCCACCUUCCAUUGGAAAUGCCAAGGCACGUGCACUCAAAAAGGAGGAAGAAAAACAAAAACGAAAACAGCAACGAUUGGAAGAAAAAAUUAAAAACAACUCGGAGAUUCUAUCGCAAAAUGCCAUGGAUCAUCAGCCAUUGCGGUCCAGUCGACGACGGAGUACGGCCGUGGCGGCGACACCCACGUCUGCCAUGGACGCGGCUGCCACGACGACAGCACAACACGAACCACCCACUACGGACAAACGACGCACCACACGAUUGCGACGGCGCAGUACGCAUAUGAUCGCGGAUGAUGAUGCCACUGUCGUGGCGGGAAACGCACCACAAGACGAUGCUGCCGCCAACAACAACAAUGCUGCGUCAACCACCAAUACCAAUGACGCGGCCAACAACUCCAGCACCAACAAUGCCAAUGCCAAUACGAUCAACACGACACCCGAAAUUCUCACGUUACAGACCACCAACACGACCACGGUUGGAGAACACAUUGUCGCUACCAUUCCCGCACAAGAACUCGAUGAACACGAAGGAUUGGAUGAAGCAUCCUUGCGAGAACACGAAGAAAUUACCAAAAUCAAAAAUGUCUCGUUCAUUGAAUUGGGGAGGCAUCAAAUGGAAACGUGGUACUUUUCACCCAUUCCCAAGGAACUACUGAGUGCCCGAGGAUACAUUGAAGUACUGUACAUUUGCGAAUUCACAUUUCGCCUCUUUGCUCGCAAGUGUGAACUCCAACGAUUCCAACAACGAUCGCUUUCGCAGAAUCCACAGAAUCGACAUCCGCCCGGGAAUGAAAUCUAUCGAAAGGAUCAUCUUUCCAUGUUUGAAGUCGACGGUCUCACGGAACGAAUCUACUGUCAAAACUUAUCCUACAUUGCAAAGCUCUUCCUCGAUCACAAGACACUCUACUUUGAUGUUGAUCCAUUCCUAUUCUACGUACUUUGUGAAGUAGACGACAGAGGAUAUCAUCCGGUCGGGUACUUUAGCAAGGAAAAGUACUCGGACGUCGGAUACAACUUGGCUUGCAUUCUUACGUUUCCAGCACAUCAACGCACUGGAUACGGUCGUUUCCUCAUUGCCUUCUCGUACGAACUCUCCAAAAAGCAGGAAAAGGUCGGUGGACCCGAACGACCCGUCAGCGAUCUGGGACAAAAGGCAUACAAACCCUACUGGGCCGCUACAGUGGUGGACUUUUUACGAACGACGGGCCAACACAACACGACUCCCGAAGGCAAAAUCUUGUCGACGUCGCUCAGUAUCAUGGAUAUCAGCAAACGAACGUCCAUCAUGGCGGAAGAUAUCGUCUUUACGCUCAAUCAACUUGGCAUUCUCAAGAUUAUCAACGGCGUCUACUUUAUUGCCGCCGAAGAAUCACUGCUGGAACAAUUGGCCAAGAAGUAUCCCGUCAAGGAACCACGGAUCGAUCCGUCUCGGUUGCAUUGGACGCCGUUCCUCACUGAUGUCAAGCGAGACAAGUUUAGCAUUCACAGCAAGAAACCAAACCUUGAAGAUGGAUUUGCGGUGGUGCAGCAACCCGUGUCGUCGAUAAUGCCGCCGUCGUAAUUGGAUUAGUCUCUAAAGUAUAGAUACAUGCAGCCAGCCAGCUAGUUAAUUGCC
Messenger RNA from Seminavis robusta, 3016 nucleotides. Lineage: Eukaryota; Bacillariophyta; Bacillariophyceae; Naviculales; Naviculaceae. The record is from the annotation of a GenBank genome assembly.